GUUUUUCCCCCUUCUAAUUUAAAGAAACCGCUUUAAACUGCCCCAAUGCAAUUCAGUCUGCUAAAGACUGGAAAUCAGGAGUUAUAAGGAAACCUCAUUUGUGUAACCUCAGGAUACAGUAUUCUUGUUUAAACAAGUCUAUCUAACAUGCACUCUGGUGCCAUGACAAUGGGCACAGGCUAAGAGACGGAUAAUCCAUUGCAUAACUGCACUUGACUAGGGAAGAAAUCUGAUCCCACUUCAGAAGUAGCAAACACGUGCUUAACCCGAUCGAUACGCAGAAUAAUCUGCUGCAAAUAUGCUUCCUUCACGGAAAGAAGAUUCGGGAUCAGCGGGAGGACGGAGCUCCUGGAGUGGGUGGAUGACUUCAUCUGCCUGGAAACCCCCUUCCAGCUGGGCCCGAGGGAGGCUGCAGGCGCGGCUCACGGCCCAGAAAAGACCCUCGGAGCAGCUCCGGACCGCACAGAAAUGAAAAGCAUGCUGGGGAAGUUCAAACAGAAUGAACAGAUGAUAGAGGACUCGGUGCUGAUUGGCUGUUCAGAUGAAUGCAUGGCAUACUUUGCCCUGGAUCUAGGGUCCUUGGAGAAAUCUGUCAUUGAAUCUGAAUUGAGGGGGUCAUUUACCGAAUUACGGAAGGCUUUCUUUCAACUAGAUGGGAAAGAUGCACCCUUGUUGUCCUCGGCUCAGGCUCUUCUUCGUUGGCAUGACACCCAUCAAUACUGUAGCAAAACUGGGCAGCCUACCCAGAAGAACCUAGCUGGCAGCAAGCGUGUUUGCCAUACCAAUGGAAUAAUUUAUUACCCACAGAUGUCCCCAGUGGUUAUCACUUUGGUGUCUGAUGGGAGCCGGUGCCUUCUUGCCCGACAGGCGUCAUUCCCAAAGGGGAUGUACAGUGCUCUGGCAGGCUUCUGUGAUGUGGGUGAGACUCUGGAGGAGACAGUCCGACGGGAGGUGGCAGAGGAGGUGGGAUUGGAGGUGGAGUCUCUGUGGUAUUCUGCUUCUCAGCACUGGCCCUUUCCCAACAGCUCCCUAAUGAUAGCUUGUCAUGCCCUGGUGCAGCCACAACCGACCAAGAUCAGUGUGAACAAACUGGAGUUGGAAGCAGCCGGCUGGUUCAGCCUGGAGGAGAUAAUGGAAGCACUCGGACGGGAGCCUAACCCUUUGAAACAAGAGGAUGGCAGCUUUUCACUUUUUCUGCCGCCCAAAUGGGCCAUAGCCCACCAACUGAUUCAGGAGUGGGUUAAACUGCAGGCUUCCUUGCCUGCUUAGGCACAGUCUAUCACACCUUUAUUUUAGCAGGUAAAAACAAGUGAGGACGAGUUCUCACAGUGAUGACCCAGCCAGAAUGGCUCAUAAACCAUCUUAUAUUCAGGUACAUCUGGGGCCCCAGAUGCAUAUUUGGAUAAGUCCCAACAACUCUGGUACACAAGGAACAAUCAAUUAGAUACAAUACCAUAAGUUCCAGUAAAUCUUAAAAAAACAAAACCAAAAGCCCAAACCACUAGAUGUUACCAAACCAGCUACAAGCCUGAACCAUAGACAUCAGAAUGGUCAAACCCUACUACAUGCGUUUCCUAGAUGCCUCUUAGAAUAAAGGAUUCCACUCAUUUCCCUCUAUUUUACCCACUUAGACACCUCUGAUGUCACAGAAUAGAGCCUCACUCUUUUUGACAGAGGACUAGGUGGGAUUCCAUUUAGGGUCUCUCAGUGUUGGUCCUAGUGCUUCUCUUGCAUUUUUUGAUAAAGUGUGAGAAUAGUGCAAGUGCAAAUUUCAUUAAGUUUCCUCUUUCCAUUGCUUCCCUGCCCCAUCAAGUCUCCCACUAUGCUCAUCUUCAUACAAAAAUACCCUUGAUUUCCUUUGCUGCUAAAGAGGUACUACAUUUGUUCACAUUGGACUUAGCAGCUAAAGGUAUCACGAGGCCCUCCCUCUGUGCUGAGCACAUUGCCUCUACAGCUUUCCAUCCUCAAGGACCAAGAUUUGGUGAUAAACAGCAGAGAAACAUCACCUGCAUAAAGCUUGAACUUGCUUGAUAUUCUGGAAGAACUGCCAUGACUCAAACAGUAACAGAAAUUGCUGAGAGCCCAAGGAACACAUUUCUGCCUCAGUUCAUGGGGUAUCACUCUUAACUUCAUGCAUUGCUUAGCUACAGAGCAUUUCUGUGGAGCAGAAAGAGCCCAGUCACAAGGUUCAAGGGCUUGGAUAGAUGCUUGCUCCCCUUGUACUGGUGGAAUAGCAGGUUAUCACCCUCUAGGAGGCCUGCUGAAGCAUAGCUUUGGGCAGGCAGAGACUAAUAAUGGAGUUACCUGGAUUUCUGAUUUACUAGUAAUUAAACUGGAAAAAUUCAGGGUGCUUAUGUGGUUGAGUUCUUGGGAAAAUGCACAGAUGCCCACAUUUUGAGGCUAUUAGUUUGGACACUUGGAGGGAGAAGUUCAUUUUUAACCCUCACCAAUUGAUCCUGCUCCUGGCCAAACACUGCUAGCUACUUAUUUUCUCUAGUCACGUGUUGUAACAGUCUGGCAUCCAGCUUUCUUUAAAAUGUAACUUACUGUAGCUCUGCUGGUUUGUUCUUUAUCCUUUCCCUGCAUGUGUAAUACCUGGGUUCUCCCCUUCUAGCUCUUCCUUUCAUCAUCCUUUCUUUUCCUUGCUGGAAUAAAGGGGAAUUAGGAAUGAGGUAGAGAAUGAGUGUAGAUCAGUCUUGUCUUCUCAUUCCCAUUUUCUAUUGUUUUCUAGCCUGCCUCUGCAACCUGUUUUUCUCAUGUGCACAAAACUCUUCCAUACAUCAACUUCUCGAUCCCGCCUCCUGUACCCCUCUCUCUCACACCCCCACAAAUCUACUCAACCAUGGCUACUGAUUAUGGAGAGGCAGAGCAAAGUGUGAGUAGCUCAGGGCAGCACAAAGCAAUGACAAGAAGAAAAGGAGUGGCUCAGAUAGAUGAGAUGAGAAACUCAUAAUUGCAGCGUAGUCCACAUGUCAAAACUUAAAAGGAAAAAAGUGUUUCAGUAUGUCAAAGAAAUGUGGAAAUAUUUUGCAACUUCUGCAUCCUGUGGGAUCUAUUUUUAGGACAAAACAGGGUGUGUACCUCUUCACUAUCUUUCUCCAAGUUUUAUAAAUAUACAAUAUAUAUUUACCACGUAUGUUGUCAGUAAGCCAUAGAAUGGUCUGGUAGAGACAUACAGCUAGCUUCAGAGUACACUGCAUGUGAGGCCUCUUAAGUACUGAGAAUGCAUCGGUGUAUUGCUCUGUUAAGUUUUUACAAUUAAUACUUCUAAAUGAAUUUUAAUUAGAGCAUAAAUACACAAAGUCCAUUUUUCAAAGUCACUAAAGAAUGUUUACAUUUACACAAAUGCCACAACAAUCUUUAGCUUCAAACAGCUUUACAUCUUGCUGCCUCUCAGCCUUUUCAAUCUUUGUCUCUUCUACUCUGCUGCCAAGGACUAUUUAGUGGGACUUCCUUUGGGUGUUGGGUGACCACCAAACACAGCAAUCUAAAAAUCAGCACUGCUUCCUUCAUCCUUCUGACAAAGACGAGGGGAGAAGCCCAGCUAGGAGAGGAGCUGCUGUCCUCCUCCAUCUCCAUAGUGUUUGAUGCUGAAGUUGCCCUGUGCUCUCUAGAGUCCAGGCUGCUCCUCUCUGGGCAGCUGGCCUUUCAGCUCCAGUUGAGGUUCUUGUAGUGCAGGCCUCCCACUAUCUUCUUCAGCCACAUAUUUGUCAUUGAACACAUUUGACUACCUGGAUUUGUUUUGCUCUCUGCCAGUCCAAAGCCAAAAAACAAAGCACCCCCGCCGUUCUUAAUUUUCAAAAAGGAAGACUCUGGCAAGCCCCACUCCAGCCACAGAGGAUUCACAC
This is a messenger RNA of Gopherus flavomarginatus (Mexican gopher tortoise), 3848 nucleotides long. It is a transcript of the gene NUDT13, whose product is annotated as nudix hydrolase 13. The record is from RefSeq and is a predicted model, not a curated record. Lineage: Eukaryota; Metazoa; Chordata; Testudines; Testudinidae. Gene Ontology annotation, molecular function: hydrolase activity; metal ion binding. The transcript has 7 exons. The coding region runs from base 469 to 1269 and encodes 266 amino acids.